Molecule: messenger RNA, 2847 nt
Organism: Eimeria mitis
Lineage: Eukaryota; Apicomplexa; Conoidasida; Eucoccidiorida; Eimeriidae
Product: high mobility group (HMG) box domain-containing protein, putative
Exons: 10
Coding region: 1-2847 (948 amino acids)
Molecular function (GO): protein binding
Source: RefSeq, a predicted model, not a curated record
AUGGUGGAGCCAGAUUACUCCGAGCUCAUUAUCCCCCGCUACGACCCUGCAGCUGAUGCUGCACAGCGCCCAUCGAAGAAGCGGAAGACAGCAGCAAAAGCAGCAGCAGCAGCAGCAGCAGAAGCAGAGACAGAACAGCAAUCUGCCGCAACAACAGACGAAGAAGUGGAGCAGCAGCAGCAGCAGCAGCAAGAGCAGCAGCAGCAGCAGCAGCAGCAGCAGCUGAAAGCCCCUGCAGCAAUAGACCCUCUGGAGUGGGCGCGAAGCCUUUUCGGUGAUUCUGCUGCAGCAACAGCAGCACCCGGAGCAGCAGCAGCAGCAACAGCAGCAGACACAGCUGCUACCCACAAGCCAGGCCGCGUCGCUGCUGCGGCUGCAACGUGGGGAACUGCGCGAGGAUUAUAUGGGCAAGCACAGAGCGGCCCUUCGAUCGAAAGCAAAGGCAGCAAACCGUCACUAGCUGCUGCGGCUGCUGCAGCAGCUGCUGCAGCAGCAGCAGCUGCUGCUAUAGCUGCUUCAGCUGCUGCUGCUGCUGCUGCUGAAGCAGUAGCUGUUUUUGCUGGACCGGCUGCUUGCGAAUCUGCAUUUGCUGCUGCAGCAGCGCAGCUGCAGCGCUCCACCCCGUUCGCGUUUAAUAGAGAAGCAGCAGCUGCUGCAGCAGUUGCAGCAGCGGCAACGGCUGCUGCUGCUCUUGCUGCUGCUGCAGCGGUGGCAGCACUGUUGCAGCAGCAGCAGCAGCAGCAGCGGCGGCGCACACCCUCCCUAGCAGCAGCAGCAACAGCAGCAACUUCUGGGGUUUCUGUCUUUGUCUGGUGUAAAAUAGACGAAGAUAAACAAAUAAAUAAAAUGAAAAACAAAUUUGCUGCUGCUGGCUCUCAAGGCGACGCCGUUUCUGCUGCUGCUGCUGCAGCAGGGCCCGCCACAGCAGCAGCGCAGAGGGGGGAUAGCACAGCAACAGUAUCAGCGGCAGCAGCAGCUGCUGGCGACCUCCAAUGCGAAGCUGGCAGCGCACAAAUACAGCAGCAGCAGCAGCAGCUGGAUCCGGUGCAGCAGUCAGCAGCAGCAGGGCCAGACACAGUAGACGUAGCAGCAACGAACCCCCCAGCAGCAGCAGACACACCAGCAGCAGCAGCAGCAGCAAGAGCAGAUAUGGAGGCUGCUGAAACAGCGAAGUCAACGGACACAACUCCUGGGGUAGAGGGCAGGCAGCAGCAGCCGCAGCAGCAGCAGCAGCGACGCGGCAGCAAAAGGAGUAGACUCGCAUCAGCCUCAGACAGCAGCAGCAGCAGCAGCAGCAGCAGCAGCAGCGGUGGCAAUGAUGCAGCAGCAGCUGAUGAAGCUGAAGCCGCCGCAGCAGAUGCAGCCGAGGGCUGCUCCGAGGCUGCCGAAGGCGACGCACAUUGUCCUAGCGGCAGCGACAGCAGCAGCAGCAGCAGCAGCAGCAGCAGCAGCAGCAGCAAUCCAGGGCUGUUCCUGAAUUCGCUUUGUUAUUUGUGCGAGGGAGUCAUCACCAAGAAAAGCACUCUCGGCAGGAAGGCAGGUUUGGGUUUGUUCUGCGCCAAGUCCGAUGGCUUCGCUAGGGGGGCUAUAAUUACUGAAUUUGUUGGGUGGCUCGUAGACAGAGAACAGGCAGAACAACUCAGACACAAACGAAGAGCAUCUCAUAUUGUUGCUGUGCAGAAGGGGUUUCUUUACAUCGACGGCGUGAAGGAGCCGUACUACGGCACGGGGGGCGCCAGCUUCGCCAACGACGGCAGCGAAUUCCUUGGGGGCCCCGGAAAUAACUCUAUCUUCUAUCACUGGUUUGAUGAGGAGUUGGGUAGGACCCGCGUGUUUUUGAGGGCCACGCGGAGUAUAGCCAACGGGGAGGAGAUUUUCGUUCCCUACGACAAAACCUACUGGCAGGAUAACUUCGAAGAGCAGGAGGAGAACUGCCCCGAUGCCUUUCGGAAGAAGAAAAUCGAACAGCUGCAGCGAAAGUACAAAGACUUCACAAUCACCUCCAUGGAGGACCUCAAGGCCAGACAGGCACCUCUGCUGCGUCGGUGUGCACCUGCGUCUCUGUUCGUUUGGGUUUAUCUCUGUGUGUUGCUGAUGAUGCUACUGGUGAUGCUGCAGGCACUACUGGAGCAGCAGCGUCGUGCGAAACAAGAGAAGGUGAAGGCGGGGAAGAAGAAGCCUCCGAAGCCGAACGUGAAGAGGCCGUUGUCUGCGUUUAUGCGGUUUUCUGUCGGCAGGAGACGAGAGCUGGUGGCAGCCAAUCCAGAGCUGCGUCACCCGAAAUGCUUCAAAGAGAUCGCCCAGCGGAUUUCCACCGAGUGGAAAGAAAUGAGCGUUCAGAAAAAGCAAGAAUUCGAACAACAAGCAGCCGCAGAUUUCAACAAAUACAAACAAAAAGUACGCGAAUGGAAAGCUAAACAUGCACCCAAAGCUAAGAGAAAACAUAGAAAAUGUGGUAAAACACGCAUCAACCAAACCACCAGCAACUCUGCUGCCGCCACCUCUUCUCUAGAGACGGACCAGGGGGCUGAUGAGACUGCUGCUGCCGAGUCCAACAGCACUGCUGAUGCUGAACCUGUUGAUGCUGAAGUUGAUGUUGAUGCUGCUGACGGGGACAAAACAACCGCGAACGAGCGCAAAACGGGGGACGUGAAGAUACAAAGCCAAGAACCCGAAGCUGCAAAUACUGCGACAGACGUGCCGGAAAGCACAGUGGACAGCAGCAGCCACAGUAGACAGUCCUCAGGGCUGGAAGCCCCUGAUGGAGUAGGAAACGCUGCGAACAGAUAUGAGGACAAAAAGGAGGCGCAUGUUGAAGCAGCAGCGUGCGCCUCAACGGCAGGAUAA